AUGUCCAGCUACAAAGAACCUGUCAAGUUUUAUUGUCCCGAAGAAGGAUGUAUUAAAGCAUAUAGCUGCAGUCGCUAUCUUAAACAGCACCUUGAUAUUGGAAAGCAUGAAUUCAAGCUUACCGAAGAAUCACAGUUGUAUGAUCAAAUACGACAGAAAUGGGAGCAAAAAUGCACUUCUCUAAAACCUCCAAACCCCUCGUGUCCACCAAUGGUUAGCUCGGCUUCUAAUUCAGAAGAAGUACAUGUUCCUGAUCUAGUGACCGGCUGGGCAUUGAAAAAAUCGAAGCAGUGCAAACGAUUUCCACUGCACGUGAAGAGCUACCUUGUAGGGCAGUUCCUGAUUGGGGAGGACACAGGUAGGAAAGUGACGCCAGCAGAAACAUCGACACGAAUGCGUUCCAUGCGUGAUAGUAACGGGAAACGAGUCUUUGAUAAAGAAGAUUGGCUAACGGUACAGCAGUUCACCAGCUAUUUUUCAAGACUAGCGGCGAUGAAAAAACUUGGUCAGUUGCCACCAGCACCUCUAACUGAAGAAGAAGAGGAAGAAGUCGAAGUUGCCGUGCGUACGACCAAAAGAUAUGAUCUGCGUGAGAGAGUCUUGACUUUGUGACUUCUUUAAUCGGUCGAGCUAGAGUGUAUUUUGGGAGGACCUUGCGAUGACUCUAGYAAAAAUUUAAGGGCACUGGAAACUAGUUUCAAAUGAUGUCGCACAUGUAAUAACAAUAUGAUGUUGCAGCUUAAAACAUGAAAUGGUCGGCUUUGAAUGGCCAUAGUACCACUUGGAGGAUUAUAUUUGUUGUAUUUUGAUUUUUUUCUAAACAAAUGUCUUUUAAACUUCUUGUGUUGAAGAUAUAUAUCAAUAUCUAAAGACGUCCAGAUCAA
This is a messenger RNA of Actinia tenebrosa (Australian red waratah sea anemone), 884 nucleotides long. RefSeq lists its product as uncharacterized. The record is from RefSeq and is a predicted model, not a curated record. NCBI's taxonomy places the organism in Eukaryota, Metazoa, Cnidaria, Anthozoa, Actiniaria, Actiniidae.